AUGUCGAUUGAAGCACUAUCUGGUAAAGUUUUCUUAGUGAUAACCGGUGCAAGUCGUGGUAUCGGUCGUCAAAUCGCGAUAACAUUUGGUUCGCUACUGCAGGAGGGCUCACAUAUUCUUUUAUUAGCAAGAAACUUAAAUGGUUUAAAAGAAGUCGCGAAAAAUAUAUCAUCUAAAGUGACAGUUCAUACUGUUAGUAUAGAUCUUGGUAAAGCGACGAAAACCGAUUUUGAAGAGAUCAUAUUGGGAUGCCUAAGUGGAACCACUCGCGAUGCAUUUGAUCGAGUGGUUGUAGUGCAUAAUGUAGGUACUAUGGAUGUCACAAAAUUUGUAAAUGAAAUGAUGGAUAUAGAUGAUUGGAAACAAUUUUUUACCCUAAACAUGUUCCUACCUGCAAUUUUGAAUGCGUUGAUUAUGAAUUUGUUUGACUAUAGUACAAACACUAAGAAAGUGGUUAUCAAUAUUACAUCUUUGUAUGCUAUUCAAGCAAAUGUGGCCUGUGGUUAUCAUUGCUCAGCGAAGGCAGCACGAGAAAUGUAUUUUAAGGUCUUUGCUUUAGAAAAUCCUGAUGUCAACGUAUUAAAUUAUUCGCCGGGAAUCGUCGAUACAGAUAUGCUUCAAACAAUGUAUGAAACGAUCCCGAAUCCCAAAACUAAAAAAGAAUUGGAACAUUUGCAAGAAACUAAUACUGUACUGACUACAGAACAAACAGUUAAUCGUCUUGUGGAAAUUUUGAAAGAACAUAAGUACAAAGCGGGUGAUCAUGUGGACUAUUACAAUUAAAACAGCAGCGAUAGUAAUUACUAUAUCUUAAUCUUUAAAGAGAAAAAACAUAUAGAAGCGAGAUAAUAAUAAAAAAAAAAAUUUUUUUAAUGAAUAAAAUUAAAAAUUUUUUUUUGUGAAUAAGUUUAUUCUUUCUUAACUAAAUAAAACUUAAAACAAUAUUAAUAUAUUCUGUCUUUAAAAAUGAUGCAUUUUUAUGAAAGUAUAAAAUAAAUCAUUUCUAUAAAUAA
This is a messenger RNA of Cataglyphis hispanica, 1013 nucleotides long. Its product is annotated as sepiapterin reductase-like. Gene Ontology annotation, biological process: tetrahydrobiopterin biosynthetic process. The record is from RefSeq and is a predicted model, not a curated record. Lineage: Eukaryota; Metazoa; Arthropoda; Insecta; Hymenoptera; Formicidae. Bases 1 to 783 code for a protein of 260 amino acids. The transcript is spliced from 3 exons. Gene Ontology annotation, molecular function: sepiapterin reductase (NADP+) activity.